GUCUAGCAGGAAUAGGGGGCAUCCAGACCGAGGAGACCAUGCAAGAACUGAACGACUGCCUGGCCUCCUACCUGGACAGAGUGAGGAACCUGGAGACUGAUAAUCGGAGACUGGAUAGCAAAAUCCGGGAACACCUGGAGAAGAAGGGGCCCCAAGUCAGAGACUGGGCGCAUUACUUCAAGAUCAUCGAGGACCUGAGGGCUCAGAUUUUUGCAAAUUCUGUGGACAAUGCCCACAUCAUUCUCCAAAUUGACAAUGCCCAUCUUGCUGCUGAUGACUUUAGAGUCAAGUAUGAGACAGAACUGGCCAUGCACCAAUCUGUGGAGAGUGACAUCCAUGGGCUCCACAAGGUCAUUGAUGACACCAAUAUCACUCAACUGCAGCUGGAGUCGGAGAUCGAGGCUCUCAAGGAGGAGCUGAAGUCUGCGUGGUGGUGGGCUACCAAGAAAGCAGUGGCAGAGGGAGGAGGCAUAUUUAGUUCUUUACAAACAGCAAGCGAAGGGACCCGUGGAACUGAUGUCUCUGAAAACCCAACGGAACUGCCCUUUGACCUGUCCAUCAUGGGCCAACUGACUCUGAAGUUCCAUACUCGGUGUGCCCUUCCCUCUGAGCUCCUCGCUGAUCUGUACCCCUGCCUGGCUGACCGAGGCUGCCCACGCAUCCUUCUCCGGCCUGUCCCGACCAACCGGGUAAUUGCAGAAGUCACUCACAUGACUCACAUGGCAGCAUGUGCCUGA
Molecule: messenger RNA, 737 nt
Organism: Nycticebus coucang (slow loris)
Lineage: Eukaryota; Metazoa; Chordata; Mammalia; Primates; Lorisidae
Product: keratin, type I cytoskeletal 18-like
Exons: 3
Coding region: 39-737 (232 amino acids)
Biological process (GO): intermediate filament cytoskeleton organization
Cellular component (GO): keratin filament
Molecular function (GO): structural molecule activity
Source: RefSeq, a predicted model, not a curated record